CUGGUUUGGACGCUGCUGUGUGAUUUCGGAAGGCGUGUCCAAUUACUGCAAAGAACCUCGUGUUUCAGAGUGCAGAGAAUAAUAAGAACGUUAAACAUAUUAACGUAUUAAAAACUACUCAGUAAAUUGAUCCCGCUCAGAAUUUUCUUAGUAAGAAACUACAUACAGUUGUCUAGACAGUUAAUUGACAAAUAGGAGACGUCACUAAUGUCUUCCACUGCUUUACUACAUUGCAUGUUAAGUUCGCCCAGUGAAGCACGAGACCUUUUGGAACAAUCCCGAGAUCCCGAGUUUGAGAAGAGUAAUGGAGCUCGUCGUCGUCACUCAUGUCUUGGAUGCCAUCACAUUUUGGGCUCAGAAUGUGACUGAGGACAAGGUCUUUGAGAAGCUGGAUAUGGCCCUCUCAGAAACAUGCCCUACUGCACAGAGUGUGAAGGGGCAGCCAAGUCCCCACAAGGUUUAUGGUGCCUGCUACUCAGGAGACAGAUGCUGGUACAGAUGCAAAGUGCAGAAACAGAUAGACGACACAUUUCAUGUUGCAUAUAUUGAUUAUGGGAACGAGGAGGUGGUAGGGAGAUUGGAUCUGGUUGAACUCCCAGAGGACUUGCAGUCAGCUGCACUUGCCAAAAGAUACAAGUUCUGGGGCUUUCACUUGGCAAGUGAGCAGGAUUCACCACAUUACUCCCAGGGAAAGUCCUUUCUUCAAAAUCUGAUCUAUGGAAAGAAGUUGCGCAUUAAUAUUAAGGCAGAGUGCUUUGAUGGAACCAUCCUGGUUAAGGCAUUUCAGGGCAAUCUGGAUAUUGGUGAAGAGGUUUUAAAGUUCAAAUUCGCCACAGUGAAUUUUCCAGGCAACAGAGAGAGUCCAUCUCCCACAAAGGCUCUCCAGAAGCAGACUGGAGUUUGGCCUUCCAGGAGAUCUCAGGGAGACCAUGAUAGUACGGGCACUUUAGGAUAUAUGCCCAAGUUACGCCCUGUUUUCUCCAACCAAACGCCUCAAGCCUUAAAAGAGCCAAGCACCAGUAAAUCUGUAAUGGCUGCCAAUGUGCUAGAAGCAGAGAGGGAGCUGGUAAAAGAGAAUACAGAGAUCAUCCAGCAGCUGUGUGGUCAGGUCAAUGAGCAAAUGUUGACUGAAGCCAAAUCAGAGCUGCAGUGCUCAAGAGAAGAGGUGAAAGAGAAAAUAAAGGAGAUCAAGAAAAUUGAGAAGGAGAAGAAUGAUCUCCAGAAUCAUGCAGAUCAUCUCCAACAGCAGCUGAAGGAAGCUAGAUUGGAGCUGCAGAAAGUGAGUGAGGUGUGUCCAAGAAAAGACGAGAGUGUGGAAGUCAACAUGGUAUCAACAGUAUGUGAAAGGUUCUCUCGCCUGGCUGAGAAAGUGGAAGCGGUGAGAAGCAACAGGGAAAGAAAUGAGUGCCCUACUGCAGAGCAAUGUCUUUCUGAAUCCAUACCAGUGGUGGUCAACAACAGAAUUGUCAUGCCACUUCCAUCAGAAACACUUGAGAUGGCAUGGGAAGACUACAGACAGUCCUUAAAGCAGCUUAAAGAGUGUCAAAGUAAGGCAGAGUUGGAGGACCUGGUGAACAGCAGGAAUCAGGCUCGAAGUGUUCUCCUAGCUGCCAUAGAUGACUUCCUUCUGGUGGUGGGCAGUCUGCCAAUUAGUGAUCGUUUGAACACCCUAAAGGAUGUCAGCUCCUCACUGAUGGCUGCGUUUGGUUCGGUCUCAGAAGAUGAUGUUCAGGAUCAGUCUUUAGAGCAAUUCUGUGAGUGGAAAAGUCAAAAGCAUCGUAACUUCAGAAAUGUGCGUCAUGCGACAGAUAAAGCCCUGUGCGCUCUCAGUGACUGGGCAGCCAACACCAGCAAGUUUUUCUGCAUGACUGAGAAGAGUGCCGUGACCCUGGAAGCUGUUGGUGCAGGAGUGGAUGAGCUUCUGGAGCAGGCGGAGUCUGAUGUGUGUGAGGAGCUGAGCACUAAAUUCUUUGAGCAAAAUGUUGAGGACAUGAAAAUAAUGUCUACUGCAUGCGGUAUAGUGAUGCAGCGUAUCAAAAAAGAGGAGUAUCUACUUUGUGGCCUCAGAAAGAUGUAUGAAGAUAACAAAAAGUUUAAGGAGGACAUGGUGCAUUGGCAAAAAAGGUCACCUAAAGCAGAUGAGCUCUUACAAAUAAAGAAACACAUCAAGAGCCUGCGUUCACAGUUGCGUUGGAAACUGGUAGAGGUGGGCUGCAUGGAAGAGGCUGAUGAGCUGGAUCUGCCUGAGAUUCUUAGGAAAAAGGAAGAGAUUGCUGAGACAAGAAAUGCUCUCUUUCAGGAAAUUAUGCAUGAGAAAGAGCAAUAUGUUAAACUCUGUGGGCUGGUAAAAGGAGACUUUCCUGAGCUUCUGCAGCUGUACCCUGAGGCAGACAUUGACAGUUACCUGCUCUCUGAGGGGCUGUUAAUGAAGAGUUUGGAUCGAGAUUUAUUUGAUGCUGAGCCAAUGAAAGAGCUGAGUGGGCGCAGACCGCUAGUGUGUACUGAGUUCCAGUGCCAAAAGGUGGUACUCAAGAGCUACUCUGUAGAUGAAGAGUCAGAAGUGAGGAUGAUUAAGCAGGCUGCCCAAUAUCACAAAGUUCAGAAUCAGCAUCCCUCCACUGCCAUGCCUCUGCUGGGCCUGUUCUUCAGCAAGUCGGAUCCUCUGGCCUACAUCAUGGUGCCUUACUACUCAAAUGGGAGUCUUAAGGCUUUGCAGAAACUCAGCCCACUGACACCCUCUGAGAUUGGGAGGGUGAUGAGAGGAGUACUUCUUGGCCUACAGAGUCUGCAUGAAUCCUGCAUUACACAUGCCUCUCUGAAUGCCAACAACCUGUUUGCUGUCAACCGAGAACAAGGCAUCGUAGGGGAUUUUGAUUUCACAAAGACACCAGAGCAGAGGGCUGUAGACUGUGGCAUGGUGGCUGGCUCUAUCAGUCUGGUGGCUCCAGAGCUAAGACAGAGUCAGCUACCCUCUCCAGCCACUGACAUGUACGCUGUCGGGGGCGUCAUGCUCUGGCUUCAUGUGCCUGACUGCACUGGAGACAAUGAGCAACAAGUCCCAAGGUUGUCUGGAUUACAGCUGGAUGUCAAAGUCCAAACUCUCCUCUCAAAGCUACUGGUCUGUUCUCGAAGACUGUCAGCUGUCGAAGCACUGUGUGAUGAUUACUUUCUCUCACUUGAAAACUGAAAAAAAAAAAAUCAUAAAAUUGUUCAUUUUUGUUGUUUUUAUUGUUAGUUGUUUUUUUUUUGUUAAAAAAUUGAAAGAAAUAAGAUCCUUUUGAAGUUUUGUUUAAACAAAUAUAAAUCAAAAAAUAUAUACCUAAGAAUGUUGAGUGUUACAUUUGAGUAAGUUGAUGUAGAUUAAAGAAACAAAGUAAAAUCGAUCACAAUGGGAAAUGUACCAAAGUUGUUGUGGGGGUUUUUUUGUUUUGUUUUUUUAUUUUACACAAGGUUUCACACUGUUCACUGGUUGUCCUUGGACUACUUUCAGUAGGUGCUAACCACUGCAUACCGGGGACACCCCACAAGACCGGCCGGUUUUAGAUAUGCCCUGGCCCAGUCGUUCAGCCAUCACAAGCUAGCACUCAUCAAAGUUGCUCAGAUCCUUAUACUUGCCCAUUUUUCCUGCUUCUAAUUCACUUCACCAUCCAGUGGUUUUAAGGUUGUGGCUGAUUGACGUGUAUGUGUAUAUAUGUGUACAGUGCAUUCCACUAAUAUUGGCACCUUUCGUAAAUAUGAGACAAGAAGACUGUGAAAAAUUCUUUAUUGUUUAAUCUUUUGUACAAAAAAUUCACAAAAAUAUUCUGUUCUUAUGGAUAUCAAACAAUUGCAAACAAAACACAGGUUUAUCAAAAAAAAAAAUUUAUUGGCAUCCUUUUAGUCAAUACUUUUUGCUACCUCCAUUUGCCAAGAUAACAGCUCUGACUCUUCUCCUAUAAUGCCUGAUGAGGUUGGAGUAUACAUGGCAGGGGAUCUGAGACCAUUCCUCCAUACAAAAUCUCUCCAGAUCCUUUAAAUUUCGAGGUCCAUGCUGGUGGACUCUCCUCUUCAGUUCACCCCACAUGUUAUCUAUGGGUUUCAAGUCAGGGGACUGGGGUGGAUUUGGCAGGACCUUGAUUUUGUGGUCAGUAAAACAUUUCUCUGUUGAAUUUGAUGUAUGUUUUGGAUCAUUGUCCUACUGGAAGAUCCAACCACACCCCAUUUUAAGCUUUCCAGCAGGUUUUCAUUUAAUAUCUGUUGAUAUUUGAUAGAGUCCAUGAUUCCAUGUAUCCUACCAAAAUGUCCAGGUCCUCUGGCAGAAAAACAGUCCCAAACAUUAGAGUCACCACCAUAUUUAACAGUGGGCGUGAGGUGUGUUUCCAUAUGGCUACUUCUCUGUGUGUGCCACUGAAGGCGCUUGUGUUUGUUUUUGGAUGAGAGUAGAGGCUUUUUUUUCUUGAAACCCUUCCAAACAAUUUGUGGUGAUGCAAGUGACUUCAGAUUGUAGUUUUGGAGACUUUCUGACCCCAAGGCGCAAUUAACUUCUGCAAUUCCCCAGCUGUGAUCCUUGGAGAUUUUUUGGCCACUUGAACCUUCUUCACAGGGCGUUGAGACAAUAUAGACAUGCCAAUUCCAGGUUGAUUCAUAACAUUUCCAGUUGUCUGUAACUUCUUAAUUAUUGCCCUGAUGGUGGAAAUGGGCAUUUUCAAUGCUUGUACUAUUUUCUUAUAGCCUCUUACCAUUUUGUGAAGCUCAACAUCCUUUUGCCACACAUCACAGCUAUAUUCCUUGGUCUUACCCAUUGCUAUGAUUGACUAAGGGAAUUUGGCCUGUGUGGUACCUCAUAUUUACCCCCCUUUGAAACAGGAAGUCAUGGUUGAAUAAUUUCCUGCUCCUAGUGUACUUUAAAAAAAAAAAAAAAAAAAAA
This is a messenger RNA of Ictalurus punctatus (channel catfish), 4906 nucleotides long. RefSeq names its product serine/threonine kinase 31 (gene stk31). The transcript is spliced from 25 exons. Gene Ontology annotation, cellular component: cytoplasm. Gene Ontology annotation, molecular function: protein serine/threonine kinase activity; ATP binding. Lineage: Eukaryota; Metazoa; Chordata; Actinopteri; Siluriformes; Ictaluridae. Bases 305 to 3187 code for a protein of 960 amino acids. The record is from RefSeq and is a predicted model, not a curated record. Gene Ontology annotation, biological process: protein phosphorylation.